UUAAAGGUGAACUACCCCUUUAAAGAGGAAUUAAGCGAGCAAAGGAUUGAACUUGAUAGAUGUGUCUUGUAGCAACCUGUUCUACCUAUUAAAAUCUACUGAUCCGGGAUGAAGUGCCCCCUGGCCCUGUAAUCCUUAUUCAUCCACCCCCACCCUUAGAAUCAUUAUGUGUCUGUACAAUACUGACACUGGUAACGGCUGACAUGGAAACACAGACACGAGCAACAGGAAAGUCAGGAAAACCGAGGCAUAUUAUGGGAAUGCGAUAAUGCAGCAUUUUCCUUUCCUUCUGACUGUAGCUGUUCCCAAGCCCCCCUUUUUUUCUCUACCCCUGACACCAUGAAGCAAAGCAGGAAUGGAUUGGUGCUGGCUCAGUCAGUAGGUGUGUAGUCUGACUGCUGGAAAUCAAUGCUGAGUUAAAUGCCAUCUGAGCAGAACCAAUGGGGAGAGAGGAGGCCCGACACACCCACUGACACCAUAGGAGGCUGGGCUGGGGAGCAGCCAGUAGGUAGCCAGAGAGCAUGGCUAUUGUAGCUGCAUGGUAAAUACCGUGUGCAGAAAGCUCUCUUCAUGAGGUGUUUCGCAAUUUAUAUGCAGGGGAAAAAAAGUCACCUUGUUCCCCAGUGAUUUCACCCAUGUAAGGGUACAGGGGACAUCUCAGGAUCCGUCUUGGUGCUCAGUAGCAGAACAAGUCCACCACACUGUGUAUUUAAACCAAUCAGCACUUUACAAUGAAGCUUAUUGAUGGCAAGAAGCACUCAUUCCCGUGGUUUGGCAUGGAUAUUGGAGGAACGUUGGUGAAGCUGGUCUACUUUGAGCCCAAAGACAUUACAGCAGAAGAGGAACAGGAAGAGGUUGAAAACUUAAAAAGCAUAAGAAAGUACUUGACAUCCAACACAGCCUAUGGGAAAACUGGAAUCCGAGACGUGCACCUUGAACUGAAAAACUUGACUAUGUGUGGCCGCAAAGGCAAUUUGCACUUCAUCCGCUUUCCAACGUGCGCCAUGCACCGAUUCAUUGAGAUGGGAAGCGAAAAGAACUUCUCAAGCUUGCACACCACAUUGUGUGCUACUGGCGGCGGGGCCUAUAAGUUUGAAGAGGACUUUAGAAUGAUAGCUGACCUCCAGCUCCAUAAACUAGAUGAACUGGACUGUUUGAUUCAAGGCCUGCUCUAUGUUGACUCGGUGGGAUUUAAUGGCCGUCCGGAGUGUUAUUAUUUUGAAAACCCAACAGACACAGAGCAAUGCCAGAAGAAGCCGUACUGCCUUGACAAUCCUUAUCCUAUGUUGCUGGUUAAUAUAGGCUCAGGGGUCAGCAUCCUUGCAGUGUAUUCAAAAGACAAUUAUAAAAGAGUAACUGGAACUAGCCUCGGUGGUGGAACAUUCCUCGGUCUGUGUUGUCUACUGACUGGCUGUGAAACAUUUGAAGAAGCUCUAGAAAUGGCAAGCAAAGGUGAUAGCACGAAUGUUGACAAAUUGGUAAAAGACAUCUACGGUGGAGACUACGAGAGGUUUAGUCUACAGGGAACUGCAGUAGCAUCAAGCUUUGGUCACAUGAUGAGCAAAGAGAAGAGAGAUACCAUCAGUAAAGAAGAUUUGGCAAGAGCAACAUUAGUCACUAUUACUAACAACAUUGGAUCUAUUGCUCGUAUGUGUGCACUAAAUGAGAACAUUGACAGAGUUCUAUUUGUAGGAAACUUCCUCAGAAUUAACAUGGUCUCCAUGAAACUGCUGUCUUAUGCAAUGGACUACUGGUCAAAGGGGCAAUUAAAAGCCCUUUUCUUAGAACAUGAGGGAUACUUUGGUGCUGUCGGCGCUCUCCUUGAAUUGCUCAAAAUGAAUGACGAUCAGUAAGAAGGAACCAGCUAUAGCUUUGUACUGGCAGAAUAAUGCAUACGAUUCUGGAAGAUACGCGGGAAGCCAUUUCCCACUUGUACAUUGUGACUUGUAAAUAUUUUGGAUUCCUUUAACAGACACUGGGAGCCUAUAUAUACACUUUUAUUUUAUUUUUAAAAUGUGCAAAUGGUGCCAAAUGUACCAUAGUCAUAUUUGUGGAGUCAUUUAAAGCAGUAAUUUAUGAUGUCUGAUCUUUAUAUCCUUUUAGUGGGGCAUUUAUUCAGAAUGCUAAUCUGGAAGAGGCUUUAGGGAAGGUUUUAGAAAACUCAAAAUACU
This is a messenger RNA of Xenopus laevis (African clawed frog), 2171 nucleotides long. It is a transcript of the gene pank1.S, whose product is annotated as pantothenate kinase 1 S homeolog. Bases 732 to 1853 code for a protein of 373 amino acids. Gene Ontology annotation, cellular component: cytosol; nucleus; cytoplasm. Gene Ontology annotation, biological process: coenzyme A biosynthetic process. The record is from RefSeq and is a predicted model, not a curated record. The transcript has 7 exons. Gene Ontology annotation, molecular function: pantothenate kinase activity; ATP binding. NCBI's taxonomy places the organism in Eukaryota, Metazoa, Chordata, Amphibia, Anura, Pipidae.